Messenger RNA from Oryza brachyantha (malo sina), 1263 nucleotides. RefSeq lists its product as uncharacterized. Bases 97 to 960 code for a protein of 287 amino acids. Gene Ontology annotation, biological process: translation. NCBI's taxonomy places the organism in Eukaryota, Viridiplantae, Streptophyta, Magnoliopsida, Poales, Poaceae. The record is from RefSeq and is a predicted model, not a curated record. The transcript is spliced from 5 exons. Gene Ontology annotation, molecular function: structural constituent of ribosome; small ribosomal subunit rRNA binding. Gene Ontology annotation, cellular component: mitochondrial small ribosomal subunit; ribosome.
UAAAAGAGAUCCAAACCCCUAAAUCACCCGCUCCUCCUCCUCCUGCUCCUCUCCUCGUGGCGGCGCGGACGAGCCAGAGCCACCGUUCGAGCGGCGAUGGCGAGCUCCGCGCUGAGACGAUCCCUCCCGCGUGGGAGCUCGCUUCGGCGGCUCCUCCCUUCGAGCCCUCCUCCCCCGUCUUCCACCUCCGCCGCCGCCGCCGCGACCUUCCGGCGCUCCUACAAGCCCGGUGACGGGGAGGCAGAGAGCGUGGAAGAAUUUGAGAAGAGGGUGCUGGGCGGCUCGGAUGACAAUAACCUCUUUAGGAAGCUAGAUGUGUUUGAGAAUCGCCGCGCAGGACAGAGCUGGGGCGGCAUGGGUGGGUUCCGCGACAGGGGUAACUCUAGCAGCAUCCUGGAUGAAUUGGGCUCGAGUUUCAAUUCCUUAGAAGAUGGUUUGGAUGAGAAGUUGGAUAAGGCAUCCCGCACCUUUCAUGUGACGGAGGAGUACGAGGACGAGGACUAUGAGUACAGGCCGGAUGUGAAUUUCAGGCGAGGCUCAACUUAUAAUGUUAGGGAUCUUGACCUUACAAGACCCGCAGCUGCAAAGAACCCUCCUAGGCCACAGUUUGAAACAACUUCGCAGGAUGUUUUAAAGAAAGCUGAUUUUAGGAAUGUUAGAUUCCUAUCCAACUUUCUGACAGAUGCCGGCAUCAUAAUCAAGAGGAGUCAGACUCGUAUUAGCGCAAAAGCUCAGCGUAAGGUUGCAAGAGAGAUUAAAACCGCCCGUGCAUUGGGGCUAUUGCCUUUCACAACAAUGGGUCAAAGACCAUUCGUUUAUGGCAGAAGUGCGGAGGUGAAUCUUUCAGAUGAGGAAUAUAAUUACAGCUUUGUAGAUCAGAAGGCGGGUGGGCCUGAUGAGAAUGCAGACGACACUGUGCCUGCUGAGGAGGCUGCGGCACCUGGUGCGGGGAAUGCAUAAGCAUUUUUCAAGGGCGUGCCACUCUACAAAGCCCUGCAUUUUUUUUCCUGUUACUCGUUCGACACGGCUCCACAUGCCUUCUUGCCUUAUGGUCUACUCUUGCCCGGAUCAUAGCCCAGGUUCAAUAAGUCUAGUAUUUCACAUGUUAUGUACACUAUAAUCUCGGUUUCUUGUUGUGACAUGAUCAGCAAUUUCUUUUGGCUAGCUAGUCUCCAGGUUGGAGAUCAUGUGCCCUACCUAACAUCAACAUGAAAAAUGAUCCAUAUGAGACCGGUCCUUAAUUAAUUGAGGCAGUAACAGUAA